Cyclocybe aegerita is the source of this 810-nucleotide messenger RNA. The record is from the annotation of a GenBank genome assembly. Lineage: Eukaryota; Fungi; Basidiomycota; Agaricomycetes; Agaricales; Hemipholiotaceae.
AUGCGGUCCAUCUACGCCCUUUUCUUCGCUGCCAUCGCUGCCAACGCCGCCCUCAACGAUCCAUGUAAAGCAGCGUGUACAUCGGGGGUGUGCAUCUCCACGUCUUCCUGCUCGUCUUCGGGAGGAACGUCUCAUACCGGCUUCUGCCCGAACGACCCUGCUAACAUCAAAUGCUGCACGAAGCCUCUGUGCGGUAGUGCCAGUUCGAGAACACUUGUUCCAGUGGGAACACUGUCUCGGGUGGGCCUUUGUCCGGGACCUCCAACAUUCAAGUGCUGCCUCCCCGGAAAGCCCAAGUCGUCCUCAAAGUCCUGCGGCCCAACCGCCGUGAACGUCGCCACCGUCUCCCUAAUCAAAGGCUUCGAGUCCUUCGUCCCCAAGCCUUAUCUCGACCCUGUCGGUCUCGAGACCGUGGGUUACGGGCACCUCUGCAAGCGCCCAGGGUGCAAGGAGGUUCCAUUCUCCUUCCCCAUGACCGAGGCGCAAGCGACCACCCUCCUUCAGUCUGACAUCGCACCGGCUGCGGCCUGUAUCUCAGCGGAUAUCGUGGACACCGUGAAUCUUAAUGAAAAUCAGUACGGUGCGCUUGUGUCAUGGGCUUUCAAUAUCGGGUGUGGGAACAGCAGAGGGUCGACUUUGAUUAACAGGUUAAACAAGGGAGAAGACCCAAACGCUGUCGCUACUGACGAGCUCCCGAAGUGGCGCAAGGCAGGUGGGAAGGUUCUUCCAGGACUUGUGACGAGGCGGAAUUCCGAGGUUUCAUUCUUCAAGAGGCCUUCCUCGGUUCUUUCUCACCCUCCUAGCUGCUAA